AGCUCUCUUUAAUUACCGUACCCUAGUAAAUAGACAAACCAAUCUUUGUCUCAAUCAAAGAUGGCAGUUUCACACAUCAAUGAAAGUGUUAUCUUGGAAGAAGUUAUGAGUACAUAUGAUCCAGAUGGGAAGGAAAAUUUUAAAAUUAAUGUUAUUUUCGAUUUGGUGAAGAGCAUUCUUUAUCCUAUCACGAUUGGAGAUAGCAUUGAUGAAGAUGAAGAUUCUGAUGAGGAAGACUCUAAUGGCGACGAGUCUGAUGAGGAAGACUCUACUGACAACGAGUCUGAUGAUGCCAAAAAGUUUAACGAGGAGGGAUCUGACAGUAACAAAAGGUUUGAUGAUGAGAAGGAAUUUGACAGUGAGGAGGUAUAUGCUAAAGACAUGGAACUUCCCUAUCAAUUCAAAAAGUUUUCCUUUGAGAUGUCAUUGAUGUGUUCAAAAAAUAUGGAUCCACACUCGUGUGUAAUAUAUUUUCUGAAAAUGUUGUCCACAUUUUCCUGGGAAGGAAAGCUUUUGAUUAUGCUGGCAUCUUUCUCCCUCUAUUUUGGAGAAUUCAACCUUGUUCACGGUCACAAAGGAUUGUCAGGCAAAUUGGCAAUUCUCAAGGGUUGUGAAAGUCAUCUUCUGCCACUGGUUACACAUUUAAUCAAAUUAAUCUUACAUUUUACUGAGUAUAUUGUUGAGCUUGCACAAUCAUCUUCUCACUAUUCAUCACCAAUCGUACCAAUUGGUUGCUAUUGGAUCGUCGCAAGUAUCCUUACUUAUGCAUCCUAUUUCACUUCUGGCCUUAUGAUUAUGCAUUCAGGGUGUUUCAUAGGUAGUGAAACACAACUAUCCAGUUUAAUCAUCAAGAUCAAAGACGUAAUCUCCGAUUGUCGUCCAAUACUAGAAAAAAAGAGAGAAGUGGAUUCUUACAAUGCAUUAUGUCAUGCAUUCUUUGAUGAGAAUCCAAUCCCCUCCACUUCUUCUAAUUUGGAUGUUUUGAAGUUAAUAUUCAAUGUCAAGAAAGGUGGGAAACACAAACCCAUAUAUGAUGGUGCUCGGAAAGAAAUGGUAGAAUUACAUGUUUUGAAGAAUAAGAGCUUGCUACUGUUAAUUUCACCAAGUCUUGACAUACACACGUACUUGACUUCAUUACUUGAUUUCAUACAAUUGAGAGCUCAAUUGCAUGUACUUUGGAUUCCGAUAUUAGACUCUUCUACAUUAUGGGAUAUUAAGCAUAUUAAAGAACAAUAUAAAAGUUUUGUAAAUAAAUCAAGACUACUCUCAGUGAGAAAUGUACAGAAAUCAGUAGCACCAAUAUUUGUACGGUUUGUUAAAGAGAAAUUCUUUCCAGAAUUCCAAAUAGGAGGUGAGCCUAUAAUUGUUUCACUAGAUCAUAAUGGAAGGAUGGUUCACCGUAAUGCAAUGCACAUGGUAUUGAUGAGAGGUGUAGAUAUUUGUCAAAGGAUGUCUAGUGGAAUUAAGAUGGGAGAUAGCAUAACUCCAAUAUUACACAAAGUUUUGACGGAAAGGGUUUCGACGGUGAGGGAUUUGGUGCCUGGCAUUGAUGGGAAGAUAAGCGAAGUCUCUAAUAAAGUGGAUGGUAUAAUAAAUGAUUGGUUCCGUGACAUUGAAAAGCAAAUUGAAAAUCCGGUUGAUGGUAAUAUUUUCACAAGUAAGAAGGAAAAAGAUUUAUGGAUGAUAGAAACUUGGUGCACUAAGCUUGUGGUAGAAUUGGGUGCUCACAAAGGAUGGGUUGAAAAGAACAGGUGCAUAUUUUUAAUUGGUGGGCAUGACAUACAAUGGGUAAAAACAUUUGAGUCCAAAGUGAAGUUAGAAUAUCAGUUUAACCCACAAUCAAAAAUUAAGAUGCUCUACGUGGGUAGUAACAUGAAAGUAGCAUCAAAGAUUCAUGAAGACAAGUAUUGCAACGUAAGAGGAGAUCCUAUUCUUUCAUGGUUGUUUUGGGCACGGCUUCGAAGCAAAUUCAUAUCAAGAAUUAAAUUUGUAGAAGAGACUCAUGGUGAUGAAAUUUUGGGAAGAGUGAAAAAGUUGCUAGCCUAUGAAGCUAACGAUUUAGUAGUUAACGAUUGGGCUAUGCUAUGCAAAGGGAACAAGAUAGUUGUAUUUGACAUUGGAGAUAAAAUGUUGAAGGUCAUGAAUGAGUAUGAGAAAUGGAAGGAGAAUGCAAUAGCUAAAGGCUUUGACCAAGCAUUCAAAGAUUAUCAUGAUGAGAUUAUGCUUCACUCUACUUCUACUUCACUAUAUCAUCAUCGAUGUGCUCUUAAAUACCCAUGUAAUUUUGAUCAUGUCUCAGAGAAUGUAAAAUGUCUUCAAUGUUGUCAAGGUAUGCAAAAAUUUGUCACUUUCAAGUGCUACCACGACAAUGCUGAUGAGGAGGAUUCUGGUUAGGAUGUACAUAGUUUGAUAUUGAUGACAGUUGAUGUAUUUGCAUAUGCAUAUGAAAGUUUUUUGUUACCAACAUCAUUUGUAAAAGAGAUAUAAUUUUUUAUGCUGAGUCAUCAGUUUAUUUUGUGA
This is a messenger RNA of Ipomoea triloba (trilobed morning glory), 2520 nucleotides long. Its product is annotated as protein SIEVE ELEMENT OCCLUSION B-like. The transcript has 8 exons. NCBI's taxonomy places the organism in Eukaryota, Viridiplantae, Streptophyta, Magnoliopsida, Solanales, Convolvulaceae. Gene Ontology annotation, biological process: phloem development. Bases 61 to 2394 code for a protein of 777 amino acids. The record is from RefSeq and is a predicted model, not a curated record.